AUGAAACAUAUCUUGGGAGUUACUAACUUAUUGUGUGUCGCUCUUCAAAGAAAGAAUCAAGAUAUUUUGAAUGCAGUUGAGCUGGUUAGAUCAACCAAAGAAGAAUUACAAAGGUAUCGACUUGAAGGCUUUGACUCACUUUUAAAAGAUGUCACAUCCUUUUGUGACAAGUAUGAUAUUGAGAUGAUUAACAUGGAAGAUGAGUAUGUUGACCCGAAAAACAGAAGAAGAAAGACCAACAUCACCAAUCGCCAUCAUUUUGUGGUCAAUAAUUUCAACACGGUUCUCGACAUGCAAAUUCAAGAGCUUGGAAACCGUUUUAAUGAGGUAACCACUAACUUGCUUACGUGUAUGAGUUCUUUGAGCCCGCGUGACAAUUUUAGUUCCUUUAAUAAACUAAACUUGCUAAAGUUGGCCGAAAUGUAUCCGUAUGAUUUUACUUUUGAUGAAAAAGAUAAGCUUAUCGAUGAACUCGGGCACUACAUUUCUAAUAUGAAAAGAGAUAGUCGGUUUGAUAACCUGAAUGGGGUUAGUGAUCUUGCCAAAAGGAUGGUGGAAACAAGGAAACACAUUGAGUAUCAGUUGGUCUAUCGUUUAAUAAAGUUGUCACUAGUUUUACCGGUUGCAACGGCUAGUGUUGAAAGGAGUUUUCUUCAAUGA
This is a messenger RNA of Helianthus annuus (common sunflower), 660 nucleotides long. RefSeq lists its product as uncharacterized. NCBI's taxonomy places the organism in Eukaryota, Viridiplantae, Streptophyta, Magnoliopsida, Asterales, Asteraceae. The coding region runs from base 1 to 660 and encodes 219 amino acids. The record is from RefSeq and is a predicted model, not a curated record. The transcript has a single exon.